UGCUUUUUAAAAGUAUCACGGACAAAAACGCCUUACGACCAGAUGCACCUAGGCAAGAUGGACGGCUGUGAAGUGGUCCAACGGGGCAGGCUUUGAUCUCUGCCCAUCGCAUAAGCCUGCACGCGUCGGUUGCCGGGACCCGAAUCGGCCGCCCCCCCGCCGUCCUUUUUUUUUCCGACCUCCUCCUUCUUUCUCUUGUUUCCGAUCCUUUCUGCAGUUGCCGACGAGACUAAGGGCCAGGUCAAAGUUGCCGUCAAGACGAAGGGCCAGGAAAGGGGCCGUCCUGUCUUUUCUUAUCUGGUGUGGGGAGGGGGCGGGAGCAGUGGCGGGGGGAGGAGAAUGGGAGAUGGGGCGAGGGGGAACAAACCUGCGUGGCUGCAGCAAUACGAAGUCAUCGGCAAGAUCGGAGAGGGGACGUAUGGUCUCGUUUUCCUCGCCAAGAGCAAGCUGCAGAGCAACCGCGGCAAAUGCAUCGCCAUCAAGAAGUUCAAGACCUCCAAGGACGGGGAUGGCGUUUCCCCCACAGCAAUUCGUGAGAUUAUGUUGCUUAGGGAAAUAUCCCAUGAAAAUGUAGUCAAGCUUGUAAAUGUGCACAUUAAUCCCUCAGACAUGUCCUUGUAUCUUGCAUUUGACUAUGCUGAGCACGAUCUUUAUGAAAUCAUCAGGCACCACAGAGAAAAAGUCAACCAUUCUAUCAAUCAAUACACUGUCAAGUCGUUGCUCUGGCAGUUGCUUAAUGGACUGAACUAUCUUCACAGCAACUGGAUCAUACAUCGAGAUCUUAAGCCAUCUAAUAUCCUGGUUAUGGGGGAUGGAGAAGAACAUGGAGUAGUUAAAAUUGCUGAUUUUGGGCUCGCUAGAAUUUACCAAGCUCCAAUAAAACCUUUGUAUGAAAAUGGGGUUGUUGUAACUAUUUGGUAUCGUGCACCAGAGCUGCUUCUUGGGGCCAAACAUUAUACAAGUGCUGUGGAUAUGUGGGCUGUUGGAUGUAUUUUUGCAGAACUGCUUACCUUAAAACCGCUGUUUCAAGGGGUGGAGAGUAAAUCAACACCUAAUCCUUUCCAGGUUGAUCAACUUGACAAGAUAUUCAAGGUGUUAGGUCAUCCCACCCAAGAAAGAUGGCCUAAUCUGGUUAAUCUACCUCAUUGGCAACAAGAUCAGCAACAUAUUCAAGGACAUAAAUACGAUAAUCCAGGUCUGCAUAACAUUGUCAAUCUUCCUCAGAGAAGUCCUGCAUAUGACCUACUCUCCAAAAUGCUUGAGUAUGAUCCACGGAAACGAAUUACAGCAGCACAAGCUUUAGAGCAUGAGUAUUUUCGGGUGGAUCCUUUACCAGGGCGCAAUGCACUUGUUUCUACCCAACCUGGGGACAAAGUCGUUAACUACUCUGCUCGUCCAGUGGACACAGCUAUAGAUUUUGAAGGGACAACAAGCGUUCAGCAUGUUCCGCCGGUACCUGCAGGAAAUGCACAUAUGGCUGCAGCUGUCAAUAGGCCUGGUGGUCGUCCAGUGAUGGUUGGCAUGCAGAGGAUGCAAAAUGCAGGAAUGCCAGCUUUUAGUUUGGCAUCUCAAGCAGGCAUGGCUGGCUUGAAUCCUAACAACCUUCCAUUGCAGCGUGGACCAGCAGCACAGGCUCAACAGCUGAGAAGGAAAGAACCGGGGAUGGGAAUGCAAAAUCCAGGAUAUCCGCAGCAGAAAUCCAGACGCUUUUGAGCAGCACCUUCAAAGAGGCUUAAUAUAUUCCGUAUUCUUGUUUCGAGGAUGAAGCUUUGUUUCAUAAUUCAUUAAUCAGGCAACUGGGCGGGAAGCUGUGCUGGCCAUACUUCUUGUUUGGUAACAUCUCGGUCAGUUCGUGUUGAAAGCUAGUGCAGUAAUCAUCUCCAUUUGACUAUGCAUUGAUGGAUAACGAAAUUCGGUCCGUUGCCACUAUACUGUUGCCUGCCAGCGAAAAUUCUUUCAACAUGCAUUGAUUGAGGAAGUGCUGGAUUGAGGAGGCAGUUUUGCGUUUUAUAUUUGCUCGGAUGAUCUUGAAAACACAAAUUGAAUGGUCUGCUGUGACUGGCUACUCGGUGCUGCCAUUUGAAGCAUGUGGCCGUUGAUUCCAUCUCCAAAUACCAUUUAUCUACCCAUUGGGUUGUAAUAUGCUUGGACCUGAAAAAAAUGUAGAAAAAAAUGUCGGAACUCUGGUGCAAGUAUAAAUAUCUCAACUAAUUCCCUAUA
This is a messenger RNA of Nymphaea colorata (pocket water lily), 2220 nucleotides long. RefSeq names its product cyclin-dependent kinase E-1. Bases 340 to 1713 code for a protein of 457 amino acids. Gene Ontology annotation, biological process: protein phosphorylation. The transcript is spliced from 16 exons. The record is from RefSeq and is a predicted model, not a curated record. Gene Ontology annotation, cellular component: nucleus; mediator complex. Gene Ontology annotation, molecular function: cyclin-dependent protein serine/threonine kinase activity; ATP binding; RNA polymerase II CTD heptapeptide repeat kinase activity. NCBI's taxonomy places the organism in Eukaryota, Viridiplantae, Streptophyta, Magnoliopsida, Nymphaeales, Nymphaeaceae.